Phyllopteryx taeniolatus (common seadragon) is the source of this 2084-nucleotide messenger RNA. RefSeq names its product basic immunoglobulin-like variable motif-containing protein. The transcript is spliced from 9 exons. Gene Ontology annotation, molecular function: DNA endonuclease activity; single-stranded DNA binding. Lineage: Eukaryota; Metazoa; Chordata; Actinopteri; Syngnathiformes; Syngnathidae. Gene Ontology annotation, cellular component: nucleus. The record is from RefSeq and is a predicted model, not a curated record. Gene Ontology annotation, biological process: nucleotide-excision repair. The coding region runs from base 36 to 1805 and encodes 589 amino acids.
GCUAAUCCGGAAGCGUCCGUUUCUAGCGUUGAUUGAUGUCCAAGCAAGCUAAUGUUGCUAAUGUGUUAUCACUACCGCUCGAAUUUAACAUUUUUACACUGAAUAAUAAUAAUAAUAACCUCACACGAGUCCGUUUUAGAACGAAAAUAACGGAACAUUCAGCCUGGAGCCAUCUCCGGGACUUCAGGUUAAGUGAUUCGUCCAUGCUAAACACAUCAGAAGGUCCCGUUGGUCCGCCGGAAGCGUCAAAUAUGCAAAGGCAGACCGUCGGGAGGGAGGGAGAGGACCGCCGUCUGAUCGGUUCCCUGGCCCACGACGCCUCCGCCGCCGUAAGCCGGCGAGCGUCCAGCGGCGAGCUCCAGCUGCCCCGAGCCUUCCCGGUCACGCACUCCCGGGAGAAGUUCUACACCGUGUGCUCCGAUUUCGCGCUGCUCAACCGGGCGGUGAGAAAGCAGGACGACGGCGACAAAUCCGCCCGAGACUUCCGGCCCGGUCAGUCGGCGGGAGCCUGCGUGGUUUCCCACGGCGACUGCGAUAUGGACGACCUGACGGUCGGCGGGGACGGCAAGACCACCCUGGCGUGGGAGAUCGACACCACCGAUUUCAAGGCGGUGCUCACUCGCAAAAUUAGGACGGGCAGCGUGAAGAAGUGCGGCAGCAAGAAAAUGAAGCCGGACCGAGCCAGCAGGAACCUCCAGGACGUCCCGCCUCGCCCUUCGCUGGAGGACAUCCAACAGAGGAAAGUUCUCGACCUCCGGCGAUGGUACUGCAUCAGCCGGCCGCAGUACAAGACGUCGUGCGGGAUCUCGUCGCUGGUGUCCUGCUGGAACUUCCUGUACAGCACGCUGGGCGCAGGAAGUCUGCCGCCCGUCUCCCAGGAGGAGACGCUGCACAUCCUGGGCUACCGGCCACCCUUUGACGACAUCAAGUUCGGGCCCUUCACGGGCAACGCCACCCUCAUGCGAAAUCGAGCUACAGCUAGGAGGUCACUAGUUCCAGUUAGUCCUGUUGCGUCUCGUUCUGGCGCUAGUCGUGGUCUUCCUCGCCCUCUCCCGAGAUGGUUCCGGCAAAUCAACGACCACUUCCGCGUGCGAGGCCGCUCGUACAUCCUGUACAAGCCGCACGGGAAACACAAGACGGCGGGAGAGACGGCGGAGGGAGCCUUGGCCAAGCUGACGCUGGGCCUGAGGGACGAGUCCAUGGCCUACGUCUACCACUGCCAGAACCACUACUGCUGCCCCCUCGGUUUCGAGGCCACGCCCCUCAAAGCGGCCAAGGCGUACAGACUUUCUGUCACAGGACUCUUUGACCACUCCAGCGAAAGGCAAAGUUAUGGCCCUCAUGAUGUACUUUCCAGGGGUCCUCUGCCCACCAGCGAGAUGGAACACUGGAUCCUGAUCGGAGAACCCAGCAGGAAGCACGCAGCCAUCCACUGUAAAAAGUGGACGGACAUCGUCGCCGACCUCAACACACAGAAUCCGGAAUACCUGGACAUCCGCCACACAGAGAAGGGCAUCCAGAGGCGCACCACUAAAAAAGUGGGUGGCAACCUGCACUGCAUCAUGGCCUUUCAGCGGGUCAACUGGCAAAAGCUGGGCCCCUGGGCCCUCAACCUGGAGAACCUGCGUCACGCCGGCUGUGAGGCGGAGGAGACCAAGCGCCUCGCCCAGCUGGAACGUUCGCACAGCACGGGCAGCCAGAAGGACGCCCCCUGGAGGCACCUGUCCAACACUGCAGACAACCGACAGAAGAGCUCGCCCGACAGUGACAUCGACGACGACGACGACGACGACGACUCCGACUGAACACAACGUUACCAAACGACGUGAGAGAGAACGAACUGAUCGCGGGACGACGAAAUAGCGUGGGGACUGUUUCCUCUGGCGGAUUAAUACACAUUUUGGAACUUCAUAAAGCUCAUCAAUACAUGAAUUGUAUACACAUACACAUUAUUACACUUACUGCUGUUCCAUGCUGAUGCAUUGUGAUGUUUAUUGUACAAAACACGGCUUUCAUGUUACCUUUUUUCAUCUUUUGUUUUUGUAGCUCAAAAGAGGUAUUAAAUUUUACAAUAUUUAAAUCCA